CGUUUAUCCACGAUUCAUUCCCCGCCGUCCAGACGAGACGAUGAAAGUAAGCAGUGAAUUAUGAUUAGUUAAGAGUGGUAGACCCCAGCGCGCUAAUCCACAGUUUCGGGCCGUGUCCGACUAACGACGUCAUCUCAAUGAUUUGCCUAAGAGUGUACACAAACUCUGCACCCACAUACACACUCCACGACUCAAUUCCAUACAUCACAGAAUCUACCUCUCACAAUGGCUCACAACAUUCUACUCGUCGGCGGACAUGGCAAGGUGUCACAACUUCUGACACCCCUCCUGCUGGCCCGCUCAUGGAACGUUACGAGCAUGAUCCGCACUGCGGAGCAAAAGGACACAAUCGAGAAGCUGGGCAAGGGCCAGCCCGGGAAACUAAGCGUCCUGGUUAGCAGCGCAGCAGACGUGAAGAGCGAAGCAGACGCGAAGAAGAUCCUGGAGCAAGUAGACCCCGACUGGGUGAUAUGGGCAGCCGGCGCCGGAGGAAAAGGCGGCGAAUCAAACACUCUAGCCGUCGACCGCGACGCCGCCAUCGCCUUCACAAAAGCCAGCAUCCACACGCCGUCUGUCAAGAAAUUCCUCACCGUUUCAUACCUCGCGUCGCGCCGCAACAGGCCUUCGUGGUGGACAGACAGCGACUGGGAGAAUGCGCAGAAGACAAACACUGAGGUUCUGCCUACGUACUACAAAGCCAAGAUCGCCGCCGACGAGGUCCUGACGGUGCUGUCGAGGGAACGUCUGGAGGAGGAGACCAAGUCGGCGCCGCCUAGCGAUGGCGUCGAUGAGCGGUUCUGCGGCAUCAGCUUGAGGCCGGGUACCCUUACUGAUGGGGAAGCCGGGGGUGUGACUGCGGGCAGGAUUGGAGUGGGGGGUAAGACGACCCGGGCGACGACGGCCGAGGCGAUUGUUGCGGCGCUGGCGACUGAGGGUGCGAGGGGUUGGUUCGAUGUCAUUGACGGAGACGAGAACCUCAAAGACGCUAUUAUCAGGCUAAGCCAGGAGUCUCAGGAUACGGCCGACGACGAGGACUUUGAGAAGAUGAAGGAGAAUGUUGCGAGUUUGUGAGGGAGAAGAUUGGUUGAAGUGACCACACCGAUUGGGCAAACUUAUGAUAUAUGAAAUCAUACACUUCAGUUGAACCGACCGUCUCGACUUUGUCAGUGCUCGGACCCCCAUCGCUUCCCAGCCCAUGCCUUCUGCUCCCAUUCUCCAACGAAUACAACCCUCUCUACCGGUUUAUCCUUUUCCUCGUGUCUCGAGUAG
Messenger RNA from Dothidotthia symphoricarpi CBS 119687, 1269 nucleotides. RefSeq lists its product as uncharacterized. The record is from RefSeq and is a predicted model, not a curated record. The transcript has 3 exons. The coding region runs from base 226 to 1071 and encodes 281 amino acids. Lineage: Eukaryota; Fungi; Ascomycota; Dothideomycetes; Pleosporales; Dothidotthiaceae.